Molecule: messenger RNA, 2485 nt
Organism: Cygnus atratus (black swan)
Lineage: Eukaryota; Metazoa; Chordata; Aves; Anseriformes; Anatidae
Product: prosaposin-like
Exons: 14
Coding region: 34-1578 (514 amino acids)
Biological process (GO): sphingolipid metabolic process
Cellular component (GO): lysosome
Source: RefSeq, a predicted model, not a curated record
GUACCGGCCACUGAGGACUAACUUGGGGACAGCAUGGAGAGCAGAUGGAGUGGCUGGGUGCUGGUCCUGGCCCUAUGCCUGGGGUCCUAUCAAGCUGGGGCCAGCCCCCUCCCCGAGUGCGGCGAGCGGCUGGAGGAGUGGUGCCGUGAUGUGGGGACGGCGGCCAAGUGUGGGGUGCUGGAGCUGUGCCGGCUCGCCGUCUGGGACCGAGACCUGGGGCAGAAAGGGAUCCCGUGUCACCUGUGCCAGGUGGUGGUCUCCACGCUGGGGAAGAUCCUGCAGGACAACUGCACUGAGGAAAAGCUGAGGCUCUUCUUGGAUAAGAAAUGCCAGUACCUGCCCUUCCAGGACUGGUCGGUCAAGUGCAAGAAGAUGGUGGACACCGGCAUCCUCAUCCUGGUCCAGCUGGGCAAGCAAGUGCUGUCGGACCCGAAGGUGGUGUGCGGCACCAUCAAGCUGUGCCAGCCCAGAGGGAGCCCCGAGGGGGCCCUGAAGUUUCAGAAGCCGCUGCCAGCCCCCGCGCAGGACUUUGCGGAGCUCACCAUACCUGUCAUCGCCGGCAUCCCGCUCCUGCUCCAGCCCCAGGACACUCCUCGUGCCCAGGAGCCGGGGGACCUGUGUGGGGACUGCGCCCGGCUGGUGGCGGCCGUGCAGAUGGAGCUGGGUGCCUUCGCCCGCUCUGUGGCAUCCCGUGCCGAGAAGGAGUGCGAGGGCUUGGCACCCGUCCUGGCACAGCGGUGCAAGCACUACCUGGCUGAGUACGCGGACACAGCUGCCUGGCUGCUCCGGCACCUGCAGGCUGAGGACCCGCGGGAGCUCUGCAGCCUGCUGGGGCUCUGCCCCUCCUUGUCGUCGUCUUUGUCACUGUCAUCAUCAGGAUCCAUGCAUGCACUGCUCUCUGAGAAGGUGGCCCAGCUCCUGAGCAUGCUGGUCCCCGACAGGGAGACCACGCCGCUGUGCGAGAUGUGCGAGUUCGCCGUCAGGGCGGCUGAGAGCCUCCUGGAGAACAACAUGACGGAGGAGCAGCUGGUGAACGACAUCGAGAAGGUGUGCUACAUGCUGCCCCACGGCGUCAUCGGGCAGUGCAAGGACUUCGUCGACUCCUACGGCAAGGCAGUGGUCAUCAUGCUGCUGGAGGCCACCGACCCGCGGGCCAUCUGCACCAUGCUGCGCCUCUGCCCGCGCCAGGGGGCUGCCCGUGGGGUGGCCGCCGCGCUUGAGCCAGCCACGGGCUCCUUCUGCAAUGUCUGCCAGAUCCUCAUCACCUACUUCGAUAACGAGCUGCUGAAGAAUGAGACGCUGGCGGAGCUGGGCGACGUGCUGGAGAAGGGCUGCGAGCUGCUGCCUGCGCCGCUCACUGGCAAGUGUGAGGCGCUGGUGGUGCAGUACGAGCCAGCGGCCGUGCGGCUCCUGGUGCAGAUGAUGGACCCUGACUUCGUCUGCACCAAAAUCAGAGCUUGCGACUCACCCCUGGGCUCGGAGCCCUGUGCAUGGGGACCUGGAUACUGGUGUGCCAGUAUGGCUACUGCCAUUGAAUGUGAUGCCGUCGAGCACUGCAGGCGUCAUAUAUGGGACUAGAAGCCACCUCUCCGGCCGGGCUCGCUGCGGUUUGGGUUCGGCACCCAAACUAUCCUAGACCCCCCCCUUGGGAUGUGCCUGCAGCUGCAGGGAAUGGGGCAUCUCCAGGGUGCCCCAGCCCCCUCUGCCUUCUCCUUUUCCACCCCGGGGCUUGGAUUUUCAAAUCAGGUUAAGGGAUUUCGUCUUGGUUUUAGGACUGGGAAUUCAGUGGGGAGGUCUCUUAGGCUCAUUUCAAAAUCCCUCCAGCCCACCAUCCCCUCUCUCCUGCUACCCGUGGGGUAAAAACUGGGGUUAGCCCCAUGUGCAUGCCACCCAGAACCGACGCCGAAGCCCAGGUCAGCUGAAACCACAGCAGCUCCAGGGGCUGUGAUGGUUUCUGCUGCCAAAACACUAGUGCUGAGAGUCUAGGCACUCUCACUCCCUGGGUCCCAUUUGAUUUUUGGCAAGCCCAGACCUUUGCUGGUCUGUUCAAACUGGGGAGGCUUUGAAUUUUAUUUUAUUUUUCCCCUGGUCACCAGUUAAAGAAAAGUGGAAUAGAUUUGCGUGCAAUGCCUGGCUUUGCAUGACUUCUGCGGUUGACGAAUUUUGCAGGAGGAAGGAGAAGAGAGAGGCCGAGUUGAGAGUUAGGAACAUAUACAUAAUAUACAUAUAUAUAUAUAUAUACAUCUAAGUGUGUGUGUGUGUGUGUAUAUAUAUGCAUACACACACACAAAUGAGGCGCAUCUGCCCUGAUCCUGCUGCUCUGCCGGGACCAGCAGGAGCACUGCAGCCCACAGAAGGGUGCAAAGCCAGGACUGCAGGGCUGGGAUUUGGGGUUUCCUCGCUUCAGGACACACGAGCCAGCGUCCCCAGGUGCGGGCUGCUCGCCGUGGGAUGCCAUGCAGGAUCACCUCCCCUCCACGGACAC